This is a messenger RNA of Procambarus clarkii (red swamp crayfish), 840 nucleotides long. The record is from RefSeq and is a predicted model, not a curated record. Lineage: Eukaryota; Metazoa; Arthropoda; Malacostraca; Decapoda; Cambaridae.
AUGAACAAGGACCUGAUAGACAAGGACCUGAUGGACGCCCUGAUGGACAAGGACCUGAUGAACAAGGACCUGAUGGACAAGGACCUGAUAGACAAGGACCUGAUGGACAAGGACCUGAUGAACAAGGACCUGAUAGACAAGGACCUGAUGGACAAGGACCUGAUAGACAAGGACCUGAUAGACAAGGACCUGAUGAACAAGGACCUGAUGGACAAGGACCUGAUAGACAAGGACCUGAUGGACAAGGACCUGAUAGACAAGAACCUGAUGGACAAGGACCUGAUAGACAAGGACCUGAUGAACAAGGACCUGAUGAACAAGGACCUGAUGAACAAGGACCUGAUAGACAAGGACCUGAUGAACAAGGACCUGAUAGACAAGGACCUGAUGGACAAGGACCUGAUAGACAAGAACCUGAUGGACAAGGACCUGAUAGACAAGGACCUGAUGAACAAGGACCUGAUGAACAAGGACCUGAUGAACAAGGACCUGAUGAACAAGGACCUGAUGAACAAGGACCUGAUGAACAAGGACCUGAUGAACAAGGACCUGAUAGACAAGGACCUGAUGGACAAGGACCUGAUGGACAAGGACCUGAUGGACAAGGACCUGAUGGACAAGAACCUGAUGGACAAGAACCUGAUGGACAAGGACCUGAUGAACAAGGACCUGAUAGACAAGGACCUGAUAGACAAGGACCUGAUGGACAAGGACCUGAUGGACAAGGACCUGAUGGACAAGAACCUGAUGGACAAGAACCUGAUGGACAAGGACCUGAUGAACAAGGACCUGAUGAACAAGGAGCCGAAAUACAAGGGUGGAAGCUGGAGCUUCAGAUGA